UCUUCUUCCGUUCACUCUAUGUCGCAAACUGGUGUCGACUUUGCGGUUGCUGUCAAGCAAGAGGCUGCCUACCUUCGUCUAGUACAUCCAACUCCGGAUGAUAUUCCCUCCUGCUUUAGUUUGAUGGAGCUCGCAAUGGGCUGUCACGGCAUUCGUUCGCAGGUGAAAUCUUGGUACCGAUACGGCGAAUCCUCACGGUGCGCGCAUAAGCACGAUGACUUCAAGUUCUGCCUUAGCAUGAAAUGGAUGGAGAGCGACCAGCGGUACGAAGCAUGGAUUAAUAGACGGGCGGAGUGGUGGGCGAAGAGAAGGCUGGAUAAGAGUAGCGAGGAUGUAUGGGCUAUGCGAACGGAGCCUCGAAAGUCAUUCCCCCGGCCUGUUACAGACGACGAGAUACGACAAGUCUUAGAAAACACCGAAGAGACACUCAUGUAAUUGGCUAGACUUCUGUUUUUUCCCUUGACUUUCUCUACUUUUACAUGUAAGGCGCGCGGCUCGUUGUCAGCAAUGAACAAGUCGUGCGCUUUGAGCUGCUUAACUUUCUGUGAAACUCAUCAAUAUAUAUUACAAUGAAC
Molecule: messenger RNA, 575 nt
Organism: Guyanagaster necrorhizus
Lineage: Eukaryota; Fungi; Basidiomycota; Agaricomycetes; Agaricales; Physalacriaceae
Exons: 3
Coding region: 19-435 (138 amino acids)
Source: RefSeq, a predicted model, not a curated record